CGAGGAUUGGAUUGGAGUGCCAGGCUUCAAGGAGGGAGCACUCUCUUCCUCUCUCUCUGUCUGCUACAUCUUUGUACUAAUCACAACUUUGUUGCUUAGUAAGACUCGAGUUAAAGCCAUCCCUGAGACUAGAAGGCACGCUAGACAGACAUUUAGUAGAGUCAGACACAAGCAUACGCGCUAGACUUUGCAUCAACCCACUCUCAGCACCAGCACCAGCACAAGCACAAGCAAUACUAUUCGCAAUAUACCAUCUCACCCUUCGCAAAGCAUUGAGCAACAACAGCGAUCUCCUUCAGUCUCUUCCUCAACUCACUACACUCAAUCAUCCCCAUUGCAACUCCCCGUACAAUGUUCCCUUCUUCGUCCAAAGUCAAGCUCAAUGCUGCUGGAAUGAGCCCCGAGUCUUCCAUGCUACUACCCGAGCGCGAGGUAGCUAAUGAAGAGGAGCGAGUUUUGCUCGCUUGUCUCGUCGAGAUCUACUCCCCUACCUCCUCCACCCCAUCCGAACAAACGCUCCGCUGCUUCGCACCCGACGUCCUCUACUCCUCACCCAGAGGUGAAGUCCUGGUAGGCCACUCUGGCUUGAACAAGCUCCAGUCUUCCUUCCACGGUAGCGCCGCCGGCCGCUCUAUCACGCACCGACUGCUGAGCACACCAGAGACGCUGCCUGCGGGUAGUCUACUGGUGGACCAGAUUGUUGGAGGACACGCAGAGGGAGAGGUGCUGGCGGUAGGAGCUGUGAGGAGCUUGAUUGUACUCAAGAGGAGGGCUGGAGAUGGUCUGGUCUGCAGUAUGAGCGAAGAGGAGGGACACAGGAGGGCAACAGCACCUCUAGCCGUACGCGCCGCCUCUGCCUCCAACUUCCACUCGCCAACAGACAAUAUGCUCUCCCCCUGCACCUCGAAGCUGAACUUAGCAAAGAAGAAGCACCACACGAAAGCCAAGCCCAUCAGCCUCUUUGGACCUCAGAAUGGAGCUGCUGGAGCUGCUGCUGCCGCUGGAGGAAGGAUGCAGGUGAGGAGCUUGGGCGGAGCGGGUGAGAGGAUGAGUAGCAUGGAGAUGUAAAGUGAGGAGCUGGCGUGGCCUGCUACCACCACCUUUGAGCACUUUGCUGGGCCCGAUACCUCCGAUUCUCUUCCCACUCCUUCUCUCUCGCCUUCUUUGGCCGUGCUUACAUCGACUUUUCGUCCUCUCAAUUCGUCUUACCUGCUUUGUCCUCCCACACACACUUUCGUCUUUUCUUCUCCUCUUCGCUCCUUCUUUUAGCUCGUGACCCUUGCUCCUUGUCCUUCUCUUCUUCGCAUACAACGUCUCGUCAUAUACACAUGCACACAGAGGCGUACACACACAAGGGGAGUGAGGAGCGAGGGAGCGUGAGAAAGAGAUUCUUUCUCGGAUGUCAUCGAUGUGAUGAGCUGUUGUGUGUGCUACAUGAAUGGAGUGAGAAAAUUGCAAAA
Microstroma glucosiphilum is the source of this 1460-nucleotide messenger RNA. RefSeq lists its product as hypothetical. Lineage: Eukaryota; Fungi; Basidiomycota; Exobasidiomycetes; Microstromatales; Microstromataceae. The coding region runs from base 352 to 1068 and encodes 238 amino acids. The record is from RefSeq and is a predicted model, not a curated record. The transcript has 3 exons.